Melopsittacus undulatus (budgerigar) is the source of this 859-nucleotide messenger RNA. RefSeq names its product THAP domain-containing protein 1-like. Gene Ontology annotation, molecular function: sequence-specific DNA binding. Lineage: Eukaryota; Metazoa; Chordata; Aves; Psittaciformes; Psittaculidae. The record is from RefSeq and is a predicted model, not a curated record.
AUGGAAGGUGCUCGUGGUUUGUACCCGUGUGGACGGACGCGGGAUGGUGGUGCAGGUGGUCGAGGAUUCGUGCUUCCCGACAGCGCCGCUGCCAAGUCUGACUCACUGAGAAGUUUCCCUCUUACGAGACCUGAUCUUGCAAAAAAUGGGAGGCUGCUGUUAAAAAGGAAAAACUUCAAACCGACCAAGUACAGCAGCAUUUGCUCAGAGCACUUCACUCCUGACUGCUUUAAAAGGGAAUGCAACAACAAGCUUCUGAAAGAAAAUGCCGUGCCCACGAUAUUUUGUUACACUGAACCUAGCGAAAAGCCUGAAGAAUUUACAGAACAGCCAGAAGAUCCACUACCGCCUCCCCACUGCCCACCGCCGCCACCACCACCGCCACCACCUCCACCACCAGCAGCUCCAGUACUACCAGCAUCUCCGUCAACUCCUUCAUUUCAUCUCUCUCAGAUAGAUGCCAGAUUAGUUGAUCCAAGUAUUGGAUUAUUGAUGCCUCCUCUCCAGACCCCUAGCAAUCUCGCUGUUUUUUGUGAUCACAACUAUACUGUAGAGGAUACAGUUCAUCAACGAAAACGAAUUCAGCAGCUGGAGGAGCAAGUUGAAAAACUGCGUAAGAAGCUCAAGACAGUGCAGCAGCGAUGCCGGCGUCAGGAAAAACAAAUUGAAAAACUGAGAGAGGUUGUUCAGUUUCAGAAAGAAAAAGACAUACUGGCAGGAAAAGGCUAUGUGAUUCUACCCAAUGACUAUUUUGAAGUUGUAGAAGUACCUGCCUAGAAGUCACGAACAUCGGUUUUCACUAUGCUAGGCCAAGAAAUUUAGUUUGAAAACUAUAUGCUCUCUAAUUCUGUGCACAAGA